This is a messenger RNA of Neodiprion fabricii, 1671 nucleotides long. Its product is annotated as IQ and ubiquitin-like domain-containing protein. Gene Ontology annotation, biological process: cilium assembly. The transcript is spliced from 2 exons. Lineage: Eukaryota; Metazoa; Arthropoda; Insecta; Hymenoptera; Diprionidae. Gene Ontology annotation, molecular function: protein binding. The coding region runs from base 1 to 1671 and encodes 556 amino acids. The record is from RefSeq and is a predicted model, not a curated record. Gene Ontology annotation, cellular component: acrosomal vesicle; motile cilium.
AUGGUGAUCGUAGUAGAGAUUGUCGACAACAGCACAAAAAAGCCGUUUCUCGGUGGGUGGAAAGAUGUGAGAACUCAAAGGGAGUAUCACAACGCGACAACUCAGACUCGUCCAAGAGAUCCAAAAGUAUCAUGGGAUUCCCUGACAAGUCGAGACACGCAAACGACGGUGUUUGCAGAUAAAUCGACGGAAGUGCCUUUGGAAAAAGAUAGUCAAACGUUCGAAAAUGGAAUUCAUAUACCCAGGAUAUCGGACAAGUAUUUAUUGGCGGGAAAGUUCGAACCGAAACAAAGGAAAGACGUUUUACAAGAUGGCGGCGCUUCAAGUGAGAACCUCGAAGCCUUUGCGGUAAAAAUUCAAAAAUGCUACAGAGCUUAUCGGACGCGUGCGAUGAUACGACACUUCGCAUCGAUAUUUCGCAACCUGGUAAGGACGAAUGUCAGUUUUUACAGGACGUUUGAAGAGCAGCAUGGAAACAGGCGACAACUUCACAUCAUAAAUUCGACAAAACCGCGAACUCGGGACGAUUUUGAAAUGCUCUACAAUUUGGUGGAUCGUUGGAGGAUCGAGGAAAUUGAACGGGCGAACCGGACUUUCAUGAAGUGUUCAAAGAUGGCGGCGCACGCGGUUAUAUUGCAGAAAGAAAUCGAACUGCUCCGAGCGAUCGACAGGAUGAAGACCGAGGUGAAGCAGGCUCAAGUGGAGAGACGUAACAUGGAGUUUUUGAUCCGUCGAACAAAGCCGAUUACCUGGACGGGAUACAGAGGAUGUACCGUUUCUAUGGAAACACUUAGAGUACAGAAGGCAAAAGAGUACAAAAGGUUGUACGAGUCGAUGUCGCGGAUGGGUUUAACGGUCAAAGAGCGUUUGAAUCUGCUUCUCGAAAUCAAGGAAUUUUUUAAGGCUCACACGUGUGAAAUUGUACUGGAAAUAAUCUACCUCAUCGAUCAAGAGCUCUGCUUACUAUCGAGGAACGUUCACGAGACGAUGCUGGAGCAAUUGAGGGCUCGCUUGAAAUUGGCGUUCCUCUAUUUCAUACGGAAAGAAACAUCCUGCGACGCCAAAUGUCGGACAGAGGAAGAAGCCGUUGCGUUAAAUCAAGGCCCUGGGGGACGACGGGUAAUAACAAACCAAAUGACCCGAGUUUGCGGAAGAUGUGGGAAACUUCUGGCCAUCACCAGAUUCGGCCUCAACAGGCACCAGCGGAUUUCGACCUGCUUGAACUGCGAGAAUAUCGCGCCAAAAUCCUCGGUUCGCCCGGUGCACGAGCCCUUCGACGAGAUGCUGCGGAGGGUGCGGAAACACGAGGCGAAGAUGAAGGCCUUCGAUAGUGUGGCCUUCGUGAUAGGACCGAAGGGCAUCCGGCACUUGGUGACGGUUAUUUGGCAUGGGAAGUCAGGAAUCUCGGAGUGCACAGAUUUGCAUCAGCUGGCGUUGGUUAGGUUCCAAAAAGAGGCGACUUGGGCGCCUUGGAACACUUUGGUUCUUACGAAGAGGGAGGCUAACGUUCACGAGGAAAUUGAAGAGCCAAAUCGCGUUUACAGCAAACAUCUGAUUGAAAAGUUUUUGAGGAAAAAUUUACAAGCCAGAGUUACCUUCAAGUCCUUGGAUAUGUUUGCCGUGACUUCAAUGAAUGAUUCGAAAGCACGAAUCAUCAAUGUCGAUUUGUGA